This is a messenger RNA of Amblyraja radiata (thorny skate), 2008 nucleotides long. RefSeq names its product cyclin-dependent kinase 2-like. Bases 61 to 957 code for a protein of 298 amino acids. NCBI's taxonomy places the organism in Eukaryota, Metazoa, Chordata, Chondrichthyes, Rajiformes, Rajidae. The record is from RefSeq and is a predicted model, not a curated record. Gene Ontology annotation, biological process: regulation of gene expression; regulation of G2/M transition of mitotic cell cycle; signal transduction. The transcript is spliced from 7 exons. Gene Ontology annotation, cellular component: nucleus; cytoplasm; cyclin-dependent protein kinase holoenzyme complex. Gene Ontology annotation, molecular function: cyclin-dependent protein serine/threonine kinase activity; cyclin binding; ATP binding.
UUGAGGGGACGCGGGGGGCGGGGCGCGCGGUGCGGCUGUCAACAGGGGCGGGAGGACGCCAUGGACAACUUCCAGAAGGUGGAGAAGAUCGGAGAGGGCACCUACGGUGUGGUCUACAAGGCUAUGAAUAAAGUGACGGGAGAGAUGGUGGCUCUGAAAAAGAUAAGACUGGACGCGGAAAUGGAAGGAGUGCCCAGUACUGCUAUUCGAGAAAUAUCAUUGUUAAAAGAAUUAAAUCAUCGAAAUAUUGUGAGACUGCUAGAUGUUAUCCACAGUGAAAAGAAAUUGUACUUGGUGUUUGAAUUUCUCAAUCAAGAUCUGAAGAAGUAUAUGGACUCUGCUCCACCUACUGGACUCCCUUUGCAAUUAGUUAAGAGUUAUCUAUUCCAGCUGCUUCAAGGUGUCGCAUUCUGUCACUCUCACAGAGUUCUUCAUCGAGAUCUGAAACCACAAAACUUGCUCAUUAAUGAUGGUGGUGCAAUCAAGUUGGCAGAUUUUGGAUUGGCAAGGGCUUUCGGAGUUCCUGUGCGCACAUAUACUCACGAGGUUGUAACUUUGUGGUAUAGAGCACCCGAAAUUUUAAUGGGAUGCAAAUUUUACUCAACGGCGGUGGAUGUUUGGAGCAUCGGAUGCAUUUUUGCAGAAAUGGUUACAAGAAAACCUUUGUUUCCUGGAGAUUCUGAAAUUGACCAGCUUUUCAGAAUUUUCCGCACACUUGGCACACCGAAUGAGUCUGUGUGGCCUGGAGUUACUCAACUACCUGACUAUAAAGCAAAUUUUCCGCGGUGGAGCAGACAAGAUUUCAGCAAGAUACUACCCAAUCUGGACAUAGAUGGCAAAGAUCUGCUGAUGCAAAUGCUCCAGUAUGAUCCUAACAAGCGAAUUUCUGCGAAAGUUGCUAUAAGUCAUCGAUUUUUCCGUGAUGUAACUAUUCAGCUACCACAUUUACAGCUGUAGAGUGAUCUUCAAUCCGAAAAUAAAGAAAACAGCUUAUUUACUUGCUUUAUAUAUUUUUUUAAUGCACUAUUUACCUAGCAAUUAUGCUAUUUAUCAGAAAUUGAGAAUUGCACUUGUAUUUUGUCAAGUGUGCAGAUUAAAUAAAAAUUUGUCAUAAUCUCUGAAGACAAUGAAAAAUACAGAUAUGUAUUGCAUUGUGUGCAGCGGUUCAGUAAGUUUAAAAUGUUUUAUUUAGAUUUUCUAAAAUGUUAUCUGUGAAAUCCCAUGUUUUAAUAAAAACAACUUGGAAAUAUAAUAGGAAAUAGGUUGAUAUUUAAAUGGAUAUAAAUUGGUAUACAAUAAAGGAAUAAAAGAUCCUGUAAACCUGGUUUAUUUAUUUUUAUUUUUAACAUAUUUUAAGGCUUAACCCCAAUUCUAUGCCUAGGUAAAGAAAAUAACAGCUGUCUAGAUUUGCUGGUUUUCUAAUUAAUGAAAAAUUCAAAUAUUCAUUUCUUUAUCAAACCAUAGAAUCGGAGAAUUCCAUUUAAUCCAUGGUCUACAUUGAAUUAGAUAAUUGAAACAGGGCCCCUAUGGAUAUUGAAAAUUGAUCCAUACUCCCAUUCACUAUCCAUUAAUCCAAAAUACAUAUCUGGAUAUUGAAUGUGCAUAUCCAGGACCUUCCAUGUGUUUAAACGAACAAAAGAUGUCACGCUUAAAAAAAAUUACGAGAAUAUUUGCUCAUAGUAAAAUUAUAGGUGUUCAUGUUACAUAGAAAGGAGAAAGAAAGAAAUUCUAAACAAAUAAUCACAUGUAUCCUCUUGGUUAAUAGUUGAAACCAGUCUUGGUUGGGAUUGCAUGCUUUGAUUUUUCUUUCCCCUUCUGCAAGGACGUGGCUGAAAUCCUACUGAGCAUGUCACCAUAUGUUUCUUCAAUUUAUGAGUUCUCAUUGUGUAUUUAAUACCAAAGAGGUGACCAAGUUGCCUUGGGGAAAUUGUUUUGCCAUGUUGUUUAUUUUUUAAUUAUUGAUUUUGUAGUUUGAGUAAUAGUAUAAAUAAAUACCAUUGAAUGUAAA